Molecule: messenger RNA, 597 nt
Organism: Anthostomella pinea
Lineage: Eukaryota; Fungi; Ascomycota; Sordariomycetes; Xylariales; Xylariaceae
Source: the annotation of a GenBank genome assembly
AUGAAGGUCGUUGCCAGUCUUCUCGCGCUCGCUGCGGCAGUGCAGGCUCACUACACGUUCCCAGCCCUUGUUGCAAAUGGUGCAGCGUCCAGCGACUGGGAGUACGUGAGAAAGAUCACAAACUACCAGAGCAAUGGUCCAGUCACGGACCUCGCCCCCGGCAACGAAGGCGCAAAGACCAUAUCCGUAGCCGCCGGCUCAACCGUCGGCUUCAAGUCCAGCUCAACCGUCUCGCACCCGGGCGUCCUGCAAUUCUACAUGGCCAAGGUCCCCUCAGGCCAGACCGCGGCCUCCUGGGACGGCUCUGGCGCCGGCGCCAGCCAGGUCUCCACCACGAUCCCGUCGUGCAUCCCGUCCGGCGACUACCUCAUCCGCGUCGAGCACAUCGCGCUGCACAGCGCGAGUGUUGCCGGCGGCGCUCAGAGCUACAUCUCGUGUGCCCAGUUGACGGUCACGGGCGGUGGCAGCAAGACGCCGACGGGGCUUGUGGCUUUCCCCGGGGCGUACAAGGCGACGGACCCGGGCUUGAUGAUCAAUAUCUACUACCCCGUCCCGACAUCAUACACCGCCCCUGGACCGGCAGUCUUCACAUGCUAG